Messenger RNA from Panthera uncia (snow leopard), 646 nucleotides. RefSeq names its product IQ motif containing J (gene IQCJ). The transcript has 5 exons. The record is from RefSeq and is a predicted model, not a curated record. NCBI's taxonomy places the organism in Eukaryota, Metazoa, Chordata, Mammalia, Carnivora, Felidae. The coding region runs from base 1 to 615 and encodes 204 amino acids.
AUGUCUUAUACAGCAGUUUUGCAGAAGAUGCAGAAGUAUUCUUCAUAUGAGCUGUCUCAGAACAGCAAGGCAAAGUACAGUCAGAAUAAGUUGAAGGAUAUGUUCAAAGAAGUUGAGGAGGUAGAGGAUUUUGCUAACAACAGACUGAAUUCCAAAGGGCUCAGUGGAAAGGUUGGAGGCACUGGGGAGAGGUUAGUGACUGGGUCAAAUUCUGGGAUGCACAAUACAGAAGAAAUGAAAAGAUUGCAGAAUCCUUUAGGACAAGUUAAUGAUGGAAAAUAUUUACUUGAAAAUCACCAGAUGGCCAUGGAUAUGGAGAAUAAUGUUGAAAAAUAUCACCUCAAUCUACAGCCCCUGGAAUCAAAGGUGAAAAUCAUUCAGAGAGCCUGGCGUGAGUACGUGCAGAGGCAGGACCCUCUGGAGAAGAGGAGCCCGUCCCCAUCCUCUGUGUCCUCAGAGAAGCUGAGCAGCUCUGUCAGCAUGAACACCUUCUCAGACAGCAGCACACCUGUGAGUGCCAUGUUUCCUUUUUAUGGCCUGACUGGCCAAUCAUUUGAUCACCAGGUCUUUGAUUCCAAGAAAGGAAUCUCAAGAUGUGAGCAGGUGGUUCAUUGAUAGGAGGAUCUACAUUGUUUAUUUGCUAUAU